AUGAAGACACUUCUGCUGAUUAUGAGUGUUUUGUAUUUGACUGCACUAACUUCAUCACAGGACACCUGCGGGAAGCGGACCCUGGUCAGCCCCCAAGGCAUGUCUUGUAUAGUUGGGGGUUCGGAAGCUCCUGAGGGGGCGUGGCCCUGGCAGGUUAGCAUCCAGAUCCUGUCCAGGUACCGCUGUGGCGGAACGAUCAUCAACAGUCUCUGGGUGCUCUCUGCCAUGCAUUGUUUGCAUUGCAUUGCAUUGAUUGGCAGACAGCAUUUCCGUGUGGUGGCAGGACUUUGUGUGUUAUCCGCUGCAGGUGAUUGAGCCCAGAUCCGCUCCAUCAGCCAAGUCAAAAUGCACGAGGACUACGAUGAGUCCGACAGCGACGUGACGCUCGUGCUCCUCAGCUCUCCCUUCAACUUCACUGACCACGUCCAACCUAUCUGCACUCCUCAUAAUGUGACUCAUGAGUUUGUCCUCAACUCCAGCCACUGCUCCAUCCUGUAUUUCAAAGGCAGGCUGAUGAACAGAUUGCAGGAAGCUGAGGUGGAGCAUUGUAACCUGAUCAGCUGGUACAACGGCCUCAUCACUGAGAACAUGACCUGUGCUGGACAGAGCGGGGCGGCUGACACCCGUCAGGGUGACAGUGGAGGCCCCCUGCAGCUUUACAGCGACCAUGACGAGAGUUUUUAUGUGGUCAGAGUGACAAGCUUCGGAGGCGAGUGCGGACUUCCUCGCAGCCCGGGGGUGUACGCCAGAACCAUCAGGUUUACAGGCUGACUGAAGCCGAGUCAGAGAGCAUCAGUGUCUGCCACACACGGACCGAGCACAAGACUGAUCUCAGCUCUGCUCAGUGCUGCUCUGAAACAUCCAGACUGUCCAGACAUCACUGCCACACAUCAAAAUGUUUAA
Chelmon rostratus (copperband butterflyfish) is the source of this 903-nucleotide messenger RNA. RefSeq names its product transmembrane protease serine 11D. NCBI's taxonomy places the organism in Eukaryota, Metazoa, Chordata, Actinopteri, Chaetodontiformes, Chaetodontidae. The record is from RefSeq and is a predicted model, not a curated record. Gene Ontology annotation, molecular function: serine-type endopeptidase activity. Gene Ontology annotation, biological process: proteolysis.